AUGGCUACGUUGAGUGAAAACAUAUUUAUAAACGCAAAAAUCGGUGGAAGCCGCGGAAAUUACGUGAUAACUCCAAAAAUUCCUGACGGAUUAGCAGCAGCUGUUGAAAAUUUAACCCGAGAAGUGAUUCGGCACCAUCCUCCGGAUAUUUACGUGUUUGCUGCCCAGCAUUUUUCAAAUUUGCUUCAACUGCGUGACCAGAACUACCCGAAGAUCAAUAGACACCACUCACAGCCUAUUAUAUACGACUCGUCAUCUUCAUCUGUCUCAUCAAGCUGCCAUCAAGUAACCCGUGAAUCUCCCAGCGAGUGGCAGCAGUGCCAUCAUUAUCAUCAGCAAAAAACAUCAAAGCGGUCUAAGCCUAAUUAUUAUUCACAGUAUGAAAGAACCCGCGACUUUCCCGUGGUGAUAACCGAGCACCAUCAUCAUCAUCACCACCACCAGCGCAGAAAAUCCCGGGAUAUAAAGAGCCAGUCUCCUAGCGUGAUCAGCAACGACGAGAUGCUCGCCAAGGACAUCAAGACCAAGCUGAAGAAAAACAGAAUCAGCAGCCGUGAAAGAAGCGAGUCUAUGAGGAGCAACAAAGCAGUGACCACUUCAAUGACCAACUUGAGUAUGAACAAAGUUAAAGAUUAUGUAGUCAAUAAAUUUUCACAUUCUUCAAGCUUUGAUGAGCCUCCUAAUUAUUACGUCUCCAAAGUCCAGGAUGUCAUCACCGCAACUGAACCAAUAAUAAAUGAGAAAUUAAAAGUUUUCAGGGAAACUAAAUCACUUUCUCGUCAGUCUACUCACAGCCAGACUCAAGAUUUACCUGAGAAUAAUUUAAAUAUUAAUUCUAAUGCUCUGGAGGCCAGGUUGAAUGAAACGCACAAUAUUCUAAAGGAUAUUUCAUCGUGUUUUUCAAUGAGGAGCAAUAAAAAUCGGCCGCAUUCUGCUGAUUUUGUAGCUGGAGUAGCUCGUCGUCGGAAGUAUCAUGAAGCUACUGAUGAAUUGGAAGCGAUGCUUCAUGAAACUCAUAAUCUUCUGCAAGGUAUUUCAAGCAGUUUGUUGAAAGAAAAUAAUCUGAGGAAAUUCAAGCAAGAAGAUCAUCUUCCUUCGGUUCAGAAUACUGCGGUUAAAGAUGCUGUUAAGGUUUGUGAUAAUAAGAGCUUGUUUGGUAGCUUUGCUCUUCCACCAGUUGUUACUACUAGUAGCAGCAGUUCUUCUGUUGCUAAUGAUGAUCAGAUUUUUAAAGUUGAGAAAGUUAAGCAAGAUUUGACGCUUCCUGUUUUGAUACCUGCUGUUGUUGAUAAUAGCUGUGAUAUUGAAGAACAAAUGAAGGGAGAUGAUACUGAAGCUAAAAAUGAAGCUAAAGAUGAAGCUAAAAAUGAAACUAAAGCUAAAAAUGAAGCUGAAGCUAAAAAAAAAGAAAUUAAAGAAGAAACUUGUUAUAUUUUAACUGAAGAUAAUGAUAAAUCUAAAAUUCCAAGUAAUAUAACUACAGUUAUAAUUUCAGACCAAGUUAGAUCAAAUAAUGAUCAAGAAAUUCAAUCUGAUCCACUUUUAGAUUCUUUUGGAGAAGUAAUUGUAGCACAACCGAUAGAAUCUGCCAUUUCUAUCAACGAUUUGGUAGAUCCAGAUGAUUUGAUGAUGAAGAAUAAGGUUCGUGUUAUUAAACAAGAUUUGCAGUGUAUAAAUGAAGAGGAAGGAGGUGAAGAUUCUCCUAGCAGUCGAACGGAAACUGGUGAACAGGAAAAUCAAGUUGAAAUUGAGAGCGAUCAUGAAUUGAAAGUUAUUGAUUAUCAGAAAGAAGAAAUGACUUCUUCUGUUAAAGAAACGAGUGUUGAAACUGACCUAGGGUCACCGAAGAGUUUGGAUGGGAGAGGAGAGACUGAACAAAGUAGCGGUGAUGGAGGUGAUGUAGGUGAAUCGAUUACUGCUGACUUGGCUGAGUCCUCUUCGAAUGAAGCUAAAGAGACUACUGUUACAGAUAAUUGCACCACGGAGCCUCUGAUUCAAAGCCUGUCGCUGGACGAACCGGUAAGACCAUUUGUGCCUGAAUUGAACCUUGAUUCUCUUCAAGAUAUUACGGUGUCUUCGUUCAAGCUUACUCCGACUGAUGACGAGUCCGAGCAGCCUGAAGAUAAUGAAAUUUCUAAUACUCUGAUUGAGAGUGCAGAUGUUUUUACUACUGCGACUGUUGAUAAUUCUAGUGAGAAGAUUGAGGAUGUUUGCUCACUGCAGGUGGUAGAAACUGAUAAGAGUGAUAAAGAUGGCGAGGAAAUUUCUUUGGAGGUGGAGAAAGUUUCUGGGGGGUUUAAUGAAACUGAGAAGGUUGAUGAGGUUCUUGAAGAAUAUUCUGAUAAAGAAGACAAACAAGAGCCUGAUGGGGAAAAUGAUAUGGCGAAACUUAAUAGAGCGCUGAUUGUUAUCCAAGCUGUAAUUGUCGAGAUCGACGCAGCAGAAAGUCUAUCAGAGUCCCAGGAUAAAAUCGAAGAAGAAACCCAGGAGAAUUCUCUCCAGUCGCGUGAUCUUCGAAAGCGACUCCACCGAGAAAACGCAAUGCAAAAAACCACGACAAUGUCUACAGAAACUUCGCCCCUGGAUAUUCCUAAUAAUGAGCAAGACUACGGAUUGCAGCACACUGGAGAAUUCCACGACUGUAUCGUUCUACCCGCUGAUGGUUUCGACUCGCUGAUGAAUAGCACAUUUUACCGCCGUUAUCCUCGGUACGCUGGGAAGAAUACCAGCGAAGAUCCAAAGGAAGAUCAUGACCAGGAUGAAAAUGAUGACUCUUCCGACGACAAUCAGGUUCUUAAAAACUGGACCCAGGAUGGGCAUAAGACAGUUACUGAUUGUCAUGAUGAUCAACAAAUUAAUAAUCAUAUUAAUCAUGGUAAUACUGAUACUGGUAAAUUUACUGCAAGCAGUAGUGUAAUUAUUUUAAGUAAUACCACUCCAAUCGUUCCACCAACAAUCGGCUUUCCACUUUUUGAUUUUGGGUUGAACCCACUCACUCAGUCACACAUGCCAGGAAUUUACAAUUACAAUUACGUUGAUAAUGAUUUAGGUGCUAAUAUUAAUAAUAUUAAUAAUAAUAAUAAUAAUAAUAAUAAUAAUAAUAAUAUUGCUUCUUCACCAACGAGUUUGGAUAAUGAUUCUUUAAGCAAUGAGGGGGUAAUUAUUACUGAAGAAAUCAAUGAGCCAGAGGAAGAUAAUCAAGUUGAAAUUAUUAAAGAAGAAAUAAAAUGCAAUGGAGUUAAUAAAAUUACCCAAGAACUGGAGGAACAUCAGAAUAAUAAACCAUUCAAGUUAUUAAAUGGUAAAAAAAAUGACCAGGUUCUGAAAUGCGACCUAGGAAACUUGUCAUCUAUUUUUGAUCAAUCUCUUCUUAAUCCACUUGGUCGUCCAAUUCCUACCAACGUGCCUUUGGCUUCGCCGGUUAGCAUCAAACUUCUAGAAAACAAUUUAUUGAACGUUGUCUUCGGCAAUGGAAGCUCUAUUCCUAUUACACUAGUGCAAAAUAUUCCAACGAAAGAGUCUCUGCUUCAUACUAAUGGCAAUCACCACCAUGAAGAUGAUGAAGUUAAAAAUAACUUGUCUUAA
Messenger RNA from Cotesia congregata, 3585 nucleotides. NCBI's taxonomy places the organism in Eukaryota, Metazoa, Arthropoda, Insecta, Hymenoptera, Braconidae. The record is from the annotation of a GenBank genome assembly.